AUGAAAAUAAAUGACCGCCGAUCUAUUUCUGUAUAUUUCUUCUCCUCUUUCUUUCUUUCUUUCUUUCUUUCUUUUUCUUUCUUUCUUUAUAAUCUUACCUUUCCUUUGUUUGUUUGUUUCUUUCCUCUAAUUUUAUAUUUCUUUCUUUCUUUCUUUCUUUCUUUUUCUUUCUUUCUUUAUAAUCUUACCUUUCCUUUGUUUGUUUGUUUCUUUCCUCUAAUUUUAUAUUUCUUUCUUUCUUUCUUUCUUUCUUUCUUUCUUUCUUUCUUUCUUUCUUUCUUUCUUUGCUUUGCUUUUAUUUUUCGCUGUUUGAUCUUACCCUCUUUUUAUUCUUUUUUCCUUCUUUUUUUAUCCAAUUUUAAAAACACCCUCCCGUCUCUUUCCUUAACUACAUUAUUUCUUUGUCUUUUCCUUUUGUCCGUGCUUGCAUUUUCUGCUUUCCUCUCGACUAAUUCAUUCUUUCUUUCUUUCUUUCUUUCUUUCUUUCUUUCUUUCUUUUCGUUUGAUCCAUUCCUUUCUCUUUUACUAGCCCUUUUUAUAUUAAUGUCUUCUUUCUUUCUUUCUGUCUUUCUUUCUUUCUUUCUUUCUUUCUUUCUUUCUUUCUUAAUAGUUGUCUAA
Messenger RNA from Acanthosepion pharaonis, 618 nucleotides. The record is from the annotation of a GenBank genome assembly. Lineage: Eukaryota; Metazoa; Mollusca; Cephalopoda; Sepiida; Sepiidae.